Messenger RNA from Fulvia fulva, 1152 nucleotides. RefSeq lists its product as uncharacterized. The coding region runs from base 1 to 1152 and encodes 383 amino acids. The record is from RefSeq and is a predicted model, not a curated record. The transcript has 2 exons. NCBI's taxonomy places the organism in Eukaryota, Fungi, Ascomycota, Dothideomycetes, Mycosphaerellales, Mycosphaerellaceae. Gene Ontology annotation, biological process: negative regulation of transcription by RNA polymerase II. Gene Ontology annotation, molecular function: protein binding. Gene Ontology annotation, cellular component: nucleus; transcription repressor complex.
AUGUCACGUUCAAAUCAUGUCGGCCACUUCUUCCAGACCACCGAUUCUCUAGCCGCAACAGAACGCAAGACUGCAAAGGCUAAGAACAAGCAUGGCAAACCGAUCAAGCUCUCCUCCAAAGUCCUCGCCGUCAUACCAGCAUCAACUGCCUCCGUGCUGGUAGCAGAGGCAGCAGGAGACGUCAAGAAGGUGGCCUUGGAUUCUGAGACGAUAGAACGGCAAUUCAACUCCGGCACAGCACCUCUCACCUGCCUAGCCACAGACCCAACAACCGACACAAUAUACGCCGGAUCCUGGGACAAGACCAUCUACGCCAUCAACAAGCGCGACAACAGCACAAAGCAAUUGACGAGCCAUACCGACUUCGUCAAAUGCCUAGCCAUCGCCCAUCUCGACAGCCAACCCAUUCUGAUAUCCGGCAGCUCAGACGCCACCAUCAUCAUCUGGGACAUCUCUCCCUCCAACUUCGGCAAAGUCCUCCACAAACUCAAAGGUCACGCGAAGGCCCUGCAAGACUUUGCCAUCGAUCCGCAUGAGGAGUCUCAAUCAUCACGCUCAAUCACUCUCUUCAGCGCCAGCAGUGACCGGGAGAUCAGACGUUGGCAGAUCAGCCGCGCUUCCGCAUACGAGCUGCCCGAAUCACUCGAGAAGCCAAUACUGGCCCAGGACACGAGCGUAUAUAAGCUACGCUUCGACUCGGAUGGAGAUCUGUGGACUGCUUCCGCCGACAAGACCGCCAAGCAUCUCAUCCGGAGUCGCAACUGGGAAGCAGACACUACUCUGGAGCACCCAGACUUCGUGCGUGAUGUGCUACCAUUUGAAGACCUCGGUCUUGUCGUGACAGCAUGUCGAGACGAAGAAGUGCGGGUGUGGGACGUCUCGAGCGGCAAGCUGGUCUGCACAUACACUGGCCACUUUGAGGAAGUGACAGGACUCGCGUCUUUGACGGACAGGAAAGUCGUGAGUGUCAGUAUCGACGGCACCGUGCGGCAGUGGAGUCUGGAGAGGCCAGAUAUGGCGAAGUAUCAAGAAGAGCUUGCCAAGGAGGCUGCCAAUGGCGAGGCCGAAGACAAGCAAGAUGAAAAGAAGGGAAGCAUGUUGACUGCUGAAGAAGAGGCGGAGCUCGCAGAGCUGUUGUCUGACGAUGACUGA